UCACUCGCACCAGCUGAACGAUAGCUUCGGCAGGCAACCGACAGUUCUCGUUUUGUCUCGUUCGAUCAAAACAACCAUACGAGAUGUCAACAGGAGGUCAAAGGUCACAACAUGGCAGAGUUUAAUGUGUUGUCCUUAGUGUUAAUGGCAGUUCCAGUUUCAGUACUGUUAUAUGUCGUUGUCACGUAUUUUACACGACGGAAUUAUGAGAAGCAACCUCCGGUUUAUCAAGGGUGGAUGCCGUGGCUUGGGUGCGCGCUUGAGUUCGGAAGAGCUCCAUUGACGUUCAUCCAACAGAAACAUGAAGAGCUUGGUCCAGUCUUUACCCUGUGUGUUGCUGGAGAAAGAUAUACAUUUCUGAUGGAGGCUGAAGACUUUGACAAGUUCUUCAAUUCUCCAAAUGUAGACUUUCAGAAAGCUGUUCAAGACCCCACCAAUCGUGUCGCUUCACUGCCAAAGAGUUCCUUCUUCAAAUAUCAUACAAAGAUCCAUGAUGAAGUGAAAGGAAAACUAGCUGCCUCACAACUAGCUUUGUUUUCGGAUCACUUGUGUCAGAGCUUUAGAGAAAAUCUUGAGAAGCUAGCAGGAGGCAGUGAUGACCUCAUGGAGGUCGUGAGGUCAGCAAUGUACCCAGCUGUCAUUAACAACCUAUUUGGACAGGAUGUGUUGCCUGUAGCCCAGAAGGAGGAGUUUGACUUGCUUACAAAACACUUCAUCACUUUUGAUGACCAGUUUGAGUAUGGCGCCAAACUGCCAGCUAUAUUUCUGAAAGAGUGGUCAACGUCCAAGCAGUUUCUUCUGAAUAUGUUCCAGUCAGUGGCCAGCAAGGUUCAGACGCACGAUGGCAACAAUUCUACACAGAAAGAAACCCUUCUGCAGAUUGUCUGUGGUAUAGCGGACAAGGACUGUAUGGCUAACUUCAGUAUGCUGUUCCUGUGGGCAUCACUAGCCAAUGCCAUCCCGAUAACCUACUGGACCCUGGCUUUCAUCAUGCAAGACAAGGAUAUCCUAAACAAAGCAAAACAACAAGUGGACAGUGUCCUUAAGUCCAAAACUGGCGUGAGUGAGUCAGACCUGCGGCAGAUGCCCUACCUCAAGUGCUGCAUGCUGGAGGCCAUCAGACUGCGGUCACCAGGGGUCAUCACCAGGAGAGUGGUCAAGUCCUUCACUGUCAAGGAGAGGAUCGUUCCAGCAGGAGAUAUGCUGAUGCUGUCACCAUACUGGGCUCAUCGCAACACCAGAUACUUCCCUCAACCUGAACAGUUUCGGCCAGAUCGAUGGGAAAAAGCUGAUUUAGAUAAGAAUGUCUUCCUUCCUGGAUUUGUGGCAUUUGGUGGAGGCAGGUACCAGUGCCCUGGAAGAUGGUUUGCCCUGCUGGAGAUCCACAUGUUCAUAGCAUUGUUCCUUCAGAGAUUUGACUGUCAACUGAUAGACUUACUACCUCCACCAAGCCCCCUGCAUGUGGUAGGCACACAACAGCCCAGCAACUCCUGCUGCUUCCAAUACAGUCUACGGCGGUAGAUGGACAUAGCUCACUGACAAGGACAAGAGUAGAUGGUGUUCAUUCUGAAUAUAGGAGUCGGAGAGGAGCUUAAAAGAAUUCCUUCUGAGGUUACUGUCAAACUAUACUGAUGGCAAUGAAUAAGGGAACACAUGGUUUCAGACACAGUAAAAUGAUAUGCUAUGGGUUCACAGCCUUGUCUACUACAUUCACGUUGGAAACAAUGCACACAAUCUCAACACUCGAUUCUAACAUGUGUUGAAUUUGUAUGUGCGCUAUUUCAGCUGUGCCCACAGUAAAGCUUAUUUCCCAGUCAUUGUCCCUUAUUCCUUGCCAUCAGUACAACCCACAGGGACAGAAGAUAUAGAACACCUCCAUUGUGAGGUCUAGCACGGAUUGUUAUGUUUCAUCAUACUUGUACAUGUAUCCGUUUUUGAUGAAUCACAUUUUACCAUUUAUCUUAAAAACUAUUACUUAAAUCCACUUUUUUCAAUAUUCAGGCAAGGUAUUCUUUGUUCCUGUUUUAUCUGAUUUGGUGAAUUUUCAUUGCCCUUUUACAGGUUUACUGUAUUUACUGAAUUUAAUCAUGACAUUGCAAGAAUAAUAAUAAUAAUAAUAAAGUCACUAUUCACAUAGUA
Molecule: messenger RNA, 2139 nt
Organism: Haliotis rufescens (red abalone)
Lineage: Eukaryota; Metazoa; Mollusca; Gastropoda; Lepetellida; Haliotidae
Product: 24-hydroxycholesterol 7-alpha-hydroxylase-like
Exons: 13
Coding region: 112-1521 (469 amino acids)
Biological process (GO): bile acid biosynthetic process; cholesterol homeostasis
Molecular function (GO): heme binding; iron ion binding; oxidoreductase activity, acting on paired donors, with incorporation or reduction of molecular oxygen
Source: RefSeq, a predicted model, not a curated record